UACAGCACAACACAGGUAGUGAGCUAUAUUGUAACACUAUCUAUCUUGAUACUUGAAAUAGUACGCAAGUUUGUAUGCGUGUAAUAGUAUCGUUAGUAUCGCCUCAACGUUUAAAUCACUGCUCGGUGUUGUAGCUAACGUAACAGGCAUCGCUGGUUGAGGAGAGAUCCCUUCACUUGCAAUGAAAGCGGGCGUCCACUGCCGUUGUUCAAAAUGCUACUCGGUUCCAGCACGGAAACGGGUCCGUAAGCGAUCUCCAGCCCUAACUUUGCUAUCUCUACCUGAGGAAGUCCUCCUCUGUGUGAUCCAGUGCCUCUCUGCUGAGGACCUGCUGUCAGUCAGAGCAGUUCACUCCCAGCUGCGGGACAUUGUUGACAACCACUCCAGUGUAUGGGCCAGGGUCAGUUUCAGGGACACAUGGCCAUCCCCCAACACUUUAUGGCUAUUUGAGAGAGCUGCGGAAAAAGGGAAUUUUGAAGCUGCUGUGAAGCUAGGCAUUGCUUAUUUGUACAAUGAAGGACCGUUGUUGAGUGAUGAGGGACGAGCAGAUGUAUGUGGUCGUAAAGCCUCCCAUUUCUUCAGCCUGGCAGAGAGCCUGCGCUCUCCCACAGCAGAUCCCUUCAUCUGGGUGUUCAUCCGUCCACCGUGGUCACCCACUGGCAGCUGCUGCAAGGCCGUGGUGUUUGACCGUCUCAAGGCUGAAUGUGACAGCAACAUGGAAAAGAGGGGGCCCCUAUUACACUGUUUGGCCAGAGUUUUGCAUCUGUUUGAAGAGGAUGAAAGACGCUCAGAUGCCAUAUCUAUGCUGGAAGAGUCUUCGCAGGCUGGCUGUCUACAGAGCUCCUACCUGUUGUGGGAACACAACCGUAAAACAGCUAUGGCCGAUCCAGGCAGGUACCUCCAGUGUGUCCGAACCCUCAGGGACUACGCUGGUAAAGGAUGCUGGGAGGCACAGCUCUCUUUGGCCAAAGUGUGCAGCAGUGGGAAUCCACUGGGUUUAGAGGCAAAGGCCUGCUCUGACUUAGUGGCCCAACUCUUCAAUUCCUCUAACCCGGCAUCACAACACUGCUCUCAGGGCAUCCUCAGACGAGGCAUCAAGGACACCAUGAGGUACAUUUUGGUGGACUGGCUGGUGGAGGUGACCACCAUGAAGGACUUCUCCAGCCUGACGCUCCAUGUGACAGUGGGUUGCGUGGACCGCUACCUGUCUCUUCGCUCUGUCCCAAAGGCUCGCCUUCAGUUAUUGGGCAUCGCCUGCAUGGUAGUUUGCACACGAUAUAUUAGUAAAGAAAUCCUGACCAUACGGGAAGCUGUUUGGCUCACUGACAACACCUACAAAUAUGAAGACCUGGUUCGAAUGAUGGGUGAGGUCGUCUCUGUGCUGGAGGGAAAGAUCAGGAGCCCCACACUGCUGGACUAUGGGGAGGUGCUACUAUCUCUGCUCCCUCUAGAGAGGCGGACCACUCACCUAUUUAGUUACAUCUGUGAGCUGUCACUGCUCUACUCUGCUCUCUCCACGCCACCACCUGCCAAACUGGCCUGUGCUGCACUACUCCUUACACGAGCACUACAUCACUAUGCCCCCAUAUGGCCCAGCCAGUUAGCUGACUACACAGGCUUCUCCAAGCAAGACCUUGUCUCCCUUUCUGUGCUGCUUUAUGUCAAAUGUUUCAGUCAAGAUGUUCCCAAAGAUUACAGGCAUGUGUCUCUGACUGGAGUUAAGCAACGGUUUGAAGAUGAUGCCUACCAGAACAUCAGUAAAGAAAAGGUUAUGGAUUUUAAAGAACUGUGUCAGAUCUUGGAGAUUCCUGAGGUGGAACCUCAGAUGGAGCCUCCCAGCCCCACUGGUCAACCAGCAGACAUCCACACCUUCCUCGCCUCUCCAUCCAGCACCAACAAGAGGAGACGUGAUGACAGUAUGCAGGCCCACAGAGCCAGCUUUGUGGCCACUCCCACAGCAGAGCUGUCCAAUCAGGAGGAGACACUGGUAGGCGACAUCCUGGAUUGGAGCUUGGAUACUUCCUGUUCGGGUUAUGAGGGGGACCAGGAGGAAGAGAGCGAGGGAGAGAAAGAUGGUGAUUCCUCGAUGAUAUCUGUCAAACUGCAACCGCUGACAGAUGCAGACAGAACAUUGGAGCACUGCAGAGCCCUGUCCAGUGAUGAAGACAGCUGCUGUGAAGCAGAAAGGGAAGUGAACAAGGAUUGCCAAGGCCAGGAACCCCUUUCUUUCUCCACAGACCUUCACAGCUCAGGAUACUCCUCUGUCCUCUGUGUUAGCCCCUCAUCUACAUGCUCCUCGUCCUCCCUCAUGCCUUGCACGUUCAAGACCUUUACCACUUCAUUGGGUGCAGCUUCUGCUGAUGCCCAGCCAGGCUUCCGCCUUUUGGUGCCCAUGCAAAGGCCCCGGGGCACCUCCAGCAAACAAGUGAAGAGGAAGAACUCAGCGGCUCAUAGUGGAGGUGAGGUGGAAAGGGGAAAAGAAGAUGACAGGGAAGAGGACAAGUAUUCUACCAAUGUGGGGUUUCUGAGCCUAUAGACAGUGGUUAUUUUAACGGCCCCAGGCUGUUCACAGGCCACCUGUUCAGUCAUUAUCCUCCAGCACUUUCCUUUAGUUCUCGACGCCGUUCCUCACCCCUGUCAGUCUGGAUUGGUCCGUCAAUUGACAGAAGAUCAAGAUGCCUUGAGGUUUCAGACAAGUAAGGGAAAAUAAAUAUCUAAAGAUGAAAUAUCUAGAAACUUGCCUUUCUAUUACAUUGCAUUUCAUUUACAUGUUUACAGAUAUGGCGCAAUAAAAUACCUCCCAUGAACCUAGACUCACAGUCAGCUCUCAAACCACUGGAACAUAACUUGACUUUCCUCAGGACCCUGGUACAAUGGGUGCUAUUUCUGUUGUUUUACAGGCUUCUACAACAACCUAUCUCAGAUCAUGUUAGAUAGUUGGGAAAGAACCUCCCAGACUUGUUUGGGGGGCAAUAAGUUCAUUGUUAUGACCAUAUUUUGAAAAACAUAGCUACCAUGUUAUUGUGACCAUGUUAUUGUGAUUGUUUUGGUUAUCUUAGUCUCUGAUAUGCACUGUCUAUACAAGGAUCUAUAUUGUAUUUGGUGAAUGUCAUUAAUAAGCGACUACUCUGUCAUAGUUGAUGAAAAUGUGUAUCUGAAGCCUAAAAAAAUGUAUGAUUUCUUGUUCAGUUUUGUCCUAAGUUCUACAUGUGUUUGCCAAAGGUACAGUGGUGUCAUUUGUGUUUUCAGGGCAUCUACUUAAAAAGAAACGGAGCUGUGAAAUGAGUCUUUUAGUAGUCUGCAUCUUCUGCAGUCUUGUACAUAUACACCACUUGUGCUGUUAAGUAUUCUAAUCCCAUCAGGAACACCAGCUGGAUAUUAAGAUGUUACCUGUUGAGAUAUUGACACUAUUUUCAGUAAGGUGUGCUUCUAAUGGGACUAGUCAAGAAUCACCAGCAGGUUGACUAUUGUAAGUGUUUGGUGCUUCACACUCAUUAAAUUAUGAGCUCAGAAGCAAUGAGCCACCUGAUGCAACAGGAAAUUCUUAACAUGCUGACAAGUUUUACCCAGUUUUCUUCCCAUCUGAAUUAGGUCUAGCACUUUUAUCGUCACAGGAGGAGCACAAUUCAAUUAAAUGUGACCAUUUUUAUGCUUGAACAAUCAAUACUAAAGUAUUUUUGAAUGGAUUUGUUUUGCCUCCUUGGAGAGAAGUGGAAGCUCAGACACUAAAGGAAAAUUAUUACUUGAUGGGAUUUUGAAAGUACUUUAUGCCUACUCCAGGACACAGAGUAUACAAUAUCUAAAUGCUUGUGACUGACUGUAAAUACAUUUUUAAACUGUUACUUCAGACUGGUUAUCGCCUGUGUUUUAUAAAUGUACAUAGUACUAUAUGUAUAAAUGGAAAAAAAGAAAAAACAUGCCACUACUACUUGAAAUUGUAUUUGCUUCAUUCCAAAAAGGCAGUGUUUGUUGUGAAAUGUCUGUUUUUCUACAGUACAGUGUUUCCUCAUUAGACAUGUGAUGUGAAUAUGUAAUUUUUGUAUUGAGUUCAAAUAAAACAAGCCAUCAUGCACA
Molecule: messenger RNA, 4074 nt
Organism: Seriola aureovittata
Lineage: Eukaryota; Metazoa; Chordata; Actinopteri; Carangiformes; Carangidae
Gene: ccnf
Product: cyclin F
Exons: 17
Coding region: 182-2536 (784 amino acids)
Biological process (GO): regulation of cyclin-dependent protein serine/threonine kinase activity; mitotic cell cycle phase transition
Cellular component (GO): cyclin-dependent protein kinase holoenzyme complex; nucleus; cytoplasm
Molecular function (GO): cyclin-dependent protein serine/threonine kinase regulator activity; protein binding
Source: RefSeq, a predicted model, not a curated record